CAGCACAGAAAUGAAAAACUUGUGAGUGAAACCCUUCCUCACCCAUCACGUGAGAGCUAUUAAUAGUCUCAUCUAAUUUCACUUGACUAAAAAUAUGCCUCCAUUCAGUGCCACACCACACCGCUCCCCAUUCACUCCAUUCACGUUUCAAUGAGUUUGUGUUGCUCUCUCCGUUCUAUACUAAAGAAAUCUCAAAACCCCAUUUUCAGAAAUCAUGCAGAAGCAUACACAUAAGCACUUCUUCUCAUCAUCCUUUUCUUAUCAGAACUACUCACACAUUGAUGAAGGACAUGCCCUUCUUUUUCCUCAAGAACUCCUUAGGAGCCAAGAUGAAGAAAGGCAUCAAAACCUUCUGCAACAACAACGGUUCAACCUCCACUCUCAACCAACAAAAUAGCCACAACAACAACAACUACAGUGAUUUCACAAGCAAGGUAAGCUCAUCAAACUCACCAACCCUAGAGGAUCUAAUACUACAACUAGAGUUGGAGGAAGAAAUGGCUAGAAAAUCCAAACUUAAUAGUGAGUAUAGUGGAAUAAUGAGGGGUAGGAUGUCAUGUGUGAACAACUCUGACAUACUGAGAUCUGCAAGGAAUGCAUUGAAUCAGUAUCCACGGUUUUCGCUCGAUGGAAGGGACGCCAUGUACCGGUCUUCUUUUGGGAACAUAGAGGGAAUAAGAAGAAGAUCAGUUUGUAGUGAGACAAGUUUUGAUUUAGAUAAUAAUCAUAAGGGUGUGUGUUGUUUGCCUCCAACACUGGCUGGGGAGAGUGUGGUGUGGCGAAAACCCGGUGUUGUGGCGAAGUUGAUGGGUUUAGAAGCCAUGCCGGUGCCCAUAGGUAGCAGCAGAAGAUCCUGUGACAAUAAUAAAGAGAAGUUAAGUGCUGUUGUUAGAAGGCAGAAUCUAAUAAGGAGGAGAUUUGAGAGGCAUGACUUGGAGAGAAAGCUACUAACAAUGGAGAUGCAACAUCAGAGUUAUGGUUAUCAUACUAAUAAUAAUAAUAAUAACAUUAGAAGACACAACAAGAAUAACGGUUGUUGCUCUAAAAAUGGGAAUUGUGUUAUGAAACCGGUUGCUCUAGAGGCUCUGGCUGGGGGACCUGGAAGGAGAUCAUAUGCUUAAUUAGGCCUAUAAUUAUAUAAUAAUACCUAAUUACUCUAAACAAACCUUUUCUAAUCUACUAAUUAAGGUUUUUCUUUUAUGCUAUUUGUUAGUUAUGCAAAUCCAAGUACAAUGCUUAGUAAGGCUAAUAAUGACACAAGUCUGGUUUGUUUUGUUGAAUUUACCCCUUCAAUCUUUCUCUUGCUGUAUGUACAUACACACGGAAUAAUAACAUCCUAGCUUGUUCUUUCUGACUAUGUAUGUAAAACAUAAAUUUAUUUAUGUGAGGCGCAGUUCAUGAAA
Molecule: messenger RNA, 1403 nt
Organism: Glycine soja
Lineage: Eukaryota; Viridiplantae; Streptophyta; Magnoliopsida; Fabales; Fabaceae
Exons: 1
Coding region: 282-1121 (279 amino acids)
Source: RefSeq, a predicted model, not a curated record